Messenger RNA from Mesorhabditis spiculigera, 1107 nucleotides. Lineage: Eukaryota; Metazoa; Nematoda; Chromadorea; Rhabditida; Rhabditidae. The record is from the annotation of a GenBank genome assembly.
AUGUCGAACCGAGUUGGGUUGACGAUUAUUGCGUGCAGCCUUGGUGUCGUGUUCUUCGUCGCCUGUCGCUCGGCAUUAAAUUCGUUGGAAAAUGAUGAACCGAACGUGCUUGCGGGUUUUGAGUACGAUCCGAACGACAAUCGAUACCUAGAAGCUACCAUUGGGUCUACAUGCAAAGAGGUGGCAGUAAACUGGCAAAACGUCCAUCUAUCCGGGCCCAUGAAGCACAAGACGCGGAAACCGAGCGAAAAGUUGCUGCCCGAUUUCAGCCUCUAUGGAAGGGUUGCUGUCUAUCCAGAUAACAAAAUGGAAACCCUACGCACGGAUCGACUGUUUUGGGACGAUAUUGACACUCGGAUUGGGUUGAGCCGGAGGGAGGCGUUGGCCAAAAAUGAUCAUGGCGGAUUUGGGGAAGCGGCGUUCGAGGCUUUUGACCAAUAUCGGCAUUAUAUCAAUGGCAAGCGUGGAGGGGUUAUUAAUGCGCCGACAUCUUGGGUCGAAGCAGCAGCUUUCCAGCACGGCGCGGCUUCGAUGAUGUCGAUUGGGUACCGGCAAGUGGAAAUCCAGUCAGCCAACAACCUGACCUUCAUGCACCCGCUGGACAUUUGCAAGCAGCAGCGAGACACGGUGAAUUCGCUCGAUUUCGCUGCGGCUUUCACAACAAUUGAGAGGAGCGGCCUUGGCAGGUUCAACGAGGCCCUCGACCCGUGGGGCGAUUUGCGUAUGAUGGCCAUGGUGCGGUGUCUGCUCAAAUUUGACGGAAUUUUUGUCCUCGGUGUGCCGUUGGGCGAAGACGCGUUGUUCUGGAAUUCUCACCGAACCUACGGAUCGUUGAGGUUGUCCUGGCUAGUUAGAGGCUACAAACUCCUCGGGCUCUUACGAAAAUGCCAAGGCCGCGACAUUCACGAAUUUGCCGAGAAGGUGCACGACGCACUAAUGCAUCGAAUCUCAUUUGUGAAUCGUGAUCCCGAUAUCAAACUGCAUGUUCUGCCUCAAGCCGAUUUCUGUGAUCUGGGCAGCAACCUGGAGCAGUACGAGGUCAUCUACUGGGGCUAUUUGAAAAGGCGGGAGUACCAAAGGAAAUUGUCGCAAAGGUCUUGCGACACU